Molecule: messenger RNA, 1466 nt
Organism: Gekko japonicus
Lineage: Eukaryota; Metazoa; Chordata; Lepidosauria; Squamata; Gekkonidae
Gene: TFPI
Product: tissue factor pathway inhibitor
Exons: 7
Coding region: 14-907 (297 amino acids)
Biological process (GO): negative regulation of peptidase activity
Cellular component (GO): extracellular region
Molecular function (GO): serine-type endopeptidase inhibitor activity
Source: RefSeq, a predicted model, not a curated record
AGAAAGAAGCAAAAUGAAAGUAGCCCUGCUCCCGGGUAUUACCUUCUGUCUCCUCUUCAGCUUUUCAUCUUGCCACGCGACUGCAAACUCAGAGGACGAAUAUCCUGAUGUCGCGGUUGGCCCUCCUUUGGUCCCUCUGAAACCCGGUCUGUCCAUCUGCGCGAUGAAAGCCGAUGCCGGACCUUGCAAAGCCAUACACAGCCGGUAUCACUUCAACAUUCAGACACACCAGUGCGAACUCUUUGACUACGGUGGCUGCGAAGGCAACGAAAACAACUUCCUAACUCUAGAAGAAUGCCAAACGAUGUGUAUAGUCCCAGAUCUGCCCGGAAAGAAAAAGAGAGCAAGAUUUAAGAAAGAGAAACCCUCCUUCUGCCUUUUGGAGAACGAUCCUGGAAUCUGCCGAGGGAUGAUUUCCAGGUAUUUCUACAACAAGGACUCUCAGCAGUGUGAAAAAUUCAUGUAUGGUGGGUGCCUGGGAAACCAAAACAACUUUGAAUCUUUGCGAGAAUGCCAGGAUAUCUGCCAGAACAGCCCCAAUUCACUGCAGAUGGAGGAUGGGGAGAAGGCCCUUCCCGGCAUGGUGAAUAACAGCUCCCCGGCUGUGAAGCAGGGCUCAGCUCUGUUGCCUUCUUUUUGUUUGACCCCGAUGGAUAGAGGUUUCUGCAGAGCCAACGAGAAAAGGUUCUUCUAUAAUCACACGACUGGGAAAUGCCAUCCAUUCAGCUACAGCGGUUGUGGCGGGAACGUCAAUAACUUCACCUCCAGAAAGUCGUGCCUUCGGAUGUGCAAGAAAGGGUUCAUUAAAAGAGAGAGGGGCCAGCGAGGUAUCAUGAAAGUCCGUCCGAAACGAAAGAAGCAGCCGGCGAAGCUGACGGACGAGGAGAUUGUCACUGAAAGGACAUAAGUCAUCUGUCUUCUCUUGGAAUGGAGAUAAUAAAAACGUUCUAGACGUGUCCCCUUGGGAACUGUUGAGUAUCAUUUGUUUUGCAAUUUGCAUCCACAUUACGUUCCCCUUGUAAGCGACUUUCCGGGGCGAGCUGACAUUUUAGUGCUAAUGCUGCAAUGCCGAUAACCUUUAUUUGGUUGGUUUUUGCUAUCGAGUCACAGCUGACUUACAGCGAUCCGUUCUAAGGUUUUCAAGGCACGAGAAGUUCAGAGGUGCUUUGACAUCGCCUACCUUUCCAUUGUGAUCCUGGAGUUCCUUGGUGGUUUCCCAUCCAAGUCCUAACCAGGGCUGAUCUUGCUUAGCUUCUGAGAUCUGAUGAGAUCUCAUUAGCCUGGGCUAUAUAAGUCAGGGCUUAUCCUAAGUUAGUGGCAUGGAAAGUUCGUGGCAGGGUCUUAUUUCCACAUGAAGAUUAUCUGCCUUUCAGGGUAUAUCAAUCUACGGACCUGAAUUCUGGUGUCCGCUGAGAGACAGCCAGUUUGGUGUAGUGGUUAAGUCCGCAGACUCUAAUCUGGGAGAA